AUGAAGGCCGUACUCCUCUCGCUCGCCGUCCUGGCCUCCUCGGCCAUGGCCCAGACCUCCUCGGCCUGCGGUGCCGACUACAUUGUCGAGUCCUGCUUGAGCUCCGAGAAGGCUAAGCUUGCCACUUGCGACGGCAAGGACUACGACUGUCUCUGCCAGUCGUGGAAGAACAUUCUCACCUGCUACAACAACUGCCCCAACGACAGCCGUCUCGAAAACGACGCCGGCCAACGCGACAUCUUCUGCAGCUACGCCACCCAAUUCGCCUCGUCCAGCACCGCCGCCCCAGCCAAAUCCACGACCGCUGGUGUCCCGGCCCAGAGCACCGGUGAUUCCACGGACGCCACUGCCACCAACACCGACGGGCAGGCGCCCACGGGAACGACGUCGGGUAACGGCGGCGCGACUGGCACGAACAGCGCGGCUGAUCUGGCGCUGAACGCGGGUGGUGUGUUGGCGGCCGUUGCGGGUGUUAUGGCUGUUCUGCUUUGA
Dichotomopilus funicola is the source of this 492-nucleotide messenger RNA. RefSeq lists its product as uncharacterized. Lineage: Eukaryota; Fungi; Ascomycota; Sordariomycetes; Sordariales; Chaetomiaceae. The coding region runs from base 1 to 492 and encodes 163 amino acids. The transcript is spliced from 3 exons. The record is from RefSeq and is a predicted model, not a curated record.